AUGGGACGGCUUAAAGUGGGAAAAGAACGAGGCCAGGCGCGAUGGAUUAUGGGAGGCGUUUCUGAAGGCCGCGGGAGCAGGAGCGUUCUUGUACCCGCCGGUCUGGGGAACCACGGGGAGCGGGGGCGGGCCAACCGAACCGGGCCCCGCGCCUGUUCCCUGAGCCCAAGGCAGGAUGCAGCGCCGCGCGUCCGCUGGCCGGGAGAUGCUGAGUGUUCGUCGGCUACCCACAUCCCUGCUAUGUCCGGCCGCAAGCUGCCGAGGGGCCUGUGCCCAGACAUGUGCCCGGCCGCCGAGCGCUCCCAACGCGAGCGCGAGCGCCGCCUGCACCGACUGGAGGUAGAGCCGGGCGGACCUGGGAGCGCGCCCCGAGCCGACCCGCGGCGCGCCGUGAAAGAGUACAGCCGGCCGGCGGCAGGCAAGCCCCGGCCCCCGCCCAGCCUGCUGCGGCCGCCCCCAGUGCUCCUGGCCACCGUGCGCUACCUGGCCGGUGAGGUGGCCGGCCGCGCCGACGCGUCGUGCGCAGAGGUGGCGGGCUUCGUGGCGGACCGCCUGCGCGCUGUGCGGCUGGACCUGUCGCUGCAGGGCGUGGGCGACGCGGAAGCGGCGGCGGUGCUGGAGGCCGCGCUGGCCACGCUGCUGGCCGUGGUGGCGCGACUGCGACCCGAAGAAGCGCGCGGAGCCGCGGACCCGGUGCUGCUGCAGACGCAGGUGCAGGAAGGCUUCGGUUCGCUGAGACGCUGCUACGCGCGGGGCGAGGCUCCGCACCCCCGGCAGGCCGCCUUCCAGGGCCUCUUUCUGCUCUACAAUUUGGGAUCUGUGGAAGCCCUGCAGGAGGUUCUACAGCUGCCUGCCACCCUCCGUGCCUGUCCACCCCUUCAGACUGCCCUGGCUGUUGACGCUGCCUUCCGUGAAGGCAACCAUGCCCGGUUGUUUCGCCUGCUUCGUACCUUGACCUACCUACAGAGCUGCGCAGUGCAGGGACACAUUGGCUCUGCCCGCCGCAAAGCCCUGGCCCGUCUGUCCCGUGCCCUGAGCACUCCUAAAGGACAGACCUUGCCUUUGGACUUCAUAGUACACCUUCUGGCCCUGGAUGGGCUCCACGAAGCACAGGACCUGUGUCGGGCCCAUGGACUGACCUUAGAUAAAGACAGAGUUGUAUUCCUGAGGGGUCGAUACUCUGAGGAAGGACUCCCACCCCCUGGUACCUGCCACCUAUUAGUGGGAAGCAAGCUGCAGGGACACACCCUGGAGGAGGUGGUCAUGGCAGAGGAAGACAGGGAAAUACACAGACCUGGAUCUCCAGCUUGAGAGGGCUCUUUCUCCCCCAAGGAUUGGACCAGAGCACCUGGGGUUCUUUUUCAUGAUUCCCAAAAAAUUAAAGGAACUUGUUUGUUUUACAGGAA
This is a messenger RNA of Peromyscus eremicus (cactus mouse), 1406 nucleotides long. RefSeq names its product SAC3 domain containing 1 (gene Sac3d1). Gene Ontology annotation, biological process: spindle assembly; centrosome duplication. The record is from RefSeq and is a predicted model, not a curated record. Bases 1 to 1311 code for a protein of 436 amino acids. The transcript is spliced from 2 exons. Gene Ontology annotation, cellular component: nucleus; centrosome; spindle. Lineage: Eukaryota; Metazoa; Chordata; Mammalia; Rodentia; Cricetidae.